AACAAAAUUUGUUCACUCAGGGCCAAGGACCAAGCUCGUGAGAAGGGAGGCACCAUCAAGCAUGAGUACAGUCUCAUCAAGGGCUUCACCGUCGAGUACCCUGAGGACCACGUCGAUACCCUGGAGUCAUCCGAGCACAUCCACGUGGAGGCUGACGGCAGCGUCUCGACCCAGUGA
Messenger RNA from Penicillium cosmopolitanum, 177 nucleotides. RefSeq lists its product as uncharacterized. Lineage: Eukaryota; Fungi; Ascomycota; Eurotiomycetes; Eurotiales; Aspergillaceae. The transcript is spliced from 2 exons. The annotation marks the transcript as partial. The record is from RefSeq and is a predicted model, not a curated record.